GAGCGAACGCUAUUUAUUAUCGUCUACGUAUUUAUUUAAAGGAUGGCACAAGUCAUAAGCUGUCUAUCUGGUCGAAGUCUUUUCUACGUCACUUUAUACGAUACGUGUAAUUAUCGAGCAUUAAUCACGAACAACCGACUCAAUCGCAAAGCACCAUUAAUUUCGCAUUAUAAUGUUGCGAGGAUCUUCGAAAAUGGUGCCAUAGAUAACAAAGAUUCGAUGACCGGUGAACGCGUUAUAAACCGCGAUGCGAAGAUGGAGCGGUGGAAUUCAUGGGGCGCUACGCGUUCCAUAUACAAAGAGCAAGAGGCGGUAAGGGCCGCGUACCGAUUGACCGGAAUAAAAUAUCGACGCGUCGAAAGUCCGAAGACGGGUACGACGGUCCCCUUUUCGACGGUAUAUACGAGGUAAUUACGGUGAAAAUAACGAC
Messenger RNA from Bombus pyrosoma, 430 nucleotides. RefSeq lists its product as uncharacterized. Bases 43 to 411 code for a protein of 122 amino acids. The transcript has 2 exons. Lineage: Eukaryota; Metazoa; Arthropoda; Insecta; Hymenoptera; Apidae. The record is from RefSeq and is a predicted model, not a curated record.